Nyctereutes procyonoides (raccoon dog) is the source of this 1363-nucleotide messenger RNA. RefSeq names its product galectin 9 (gene LGALS9). Gene Ontology annotation, biological process: positive regulation of gene expression; negative regulation of type II interferon production; negative regulation of CD4-positive, alpha-beta T cell proliferation. Gene Ontology annotation, cellular component: cytosol; nucleus. The transcript is spliced from 12 exons. The record is from RefSeq and is a predicted model, not a curated record. The coding region runs from base 67 to 1134 and encodes 355 amino acids. Lineage: Eukaryota; Metazoa; Chordata; Mammalia; Carnivora; Canidae. Gene Ontology annotation, molecular function: carbohydrate binding; galactoside binding.
CCUCCCAGAGCAGAGGACCGGCUGGCUGGUGUGAAGAGCAUUGGUGGCCACAGAGGUGGUGUGAAGAUGGCCUUCAGCAGCUCCCAGCCUCCCUACCUGAGCCCAGGUGUCCCCUUCUCCGGGAAAAUCCAGGGGGGUCUCCAGGACGGACUUAAAAUCACAAUCAGUGGGACCAUUCUUUACUCCAAUGGAACCAGGUUUGCUGUGAACUUUCAUAGUGGCCACAGCGACAGUGACAUCGCCUUCCACUUCAACCCUCGCUUUGAGGAGGGUGGAUAUGUGGUCUGUAACACGAAGCAGAAAGGAUCCUGGGGGUCAGAGGAGAGGAAGAUGCAUAUGCCCUUCCAGAUGGGGAAUCCAUUUGAGCUCUGCUUCAUGGUGAACAGCUGCGAUUUCAAGGUGAUGGUGAACGGGAGCCAUUUUAUGCAGUAUUCACAUCGCGUGCCCUUCCACUGUGUGGACACCCUCUCCAUCACUGGGGCUGUGCAGCUGUCCUACAUUAGCUUCCAGAACACCCGAGUUACCAUUACCCAGUCUGCCUUCUCCACGAUGCAGUUCCCCCAGACUGCCUGUUUCCCACCCAGGCCCAAGGGGCGAAAGCCAAAAUCUCCAGGCGUUUGGCAGAGCAACUCAGCUCCCAUCACUCAAACAGUCAUCCACACUGUGCAGACCACCCCUGGACAGCCGUUCCCUAAUCCUAUCAUCCCACCUAUGGCGUACCCCACCCCAACCUAUCCGAUGCCUUUCUUCACCUCCAUCCCGGGUGGGUUGUACCCCUCCAAGAACAUCAUCGUGUCAGGCACUGUCCUGCCCAGUGCCAAGAGGUUCCACAUCAACCUGCGCUCUGGGAAUGACAUUGCCUUCCACCUGAACCCCCGCUUCAAUGAGAACACCGUGGUCCGCAACACGCAGAUCAACAACUCUUGGGGGUCUGAGGAGCGAAGCCUGCCCCGAAAAAUGCCUUUUGUCCAAGGCCAGAGCUUCUCGGUGUGGAUCAUGUGUGAGGGCCACUGCUUCAAGGUAGCUGUGGAUGGUCAGCACCUGUUUGAGUACUACCACCGCCUGAAGAACCUGCCGGCCAUCAACAACAUGGAAGUGGCGGGCGACGUCCAACUGACCCACGUGCAGACAUAGGUGCCCCAGAGCCAAACACUGUGACUUUCUACGAUGGGAUUGUGGUCAAGGCCUUCACUGCGGAGUCGGCAUCACAGGCAGGACUGCAUUUCUACUACCCCCCCGAAGUAGGGUGUCCCCCGGGUGAGGCACAGUGCAGGCCUGGCAGGCAAGCCUGGCUUCCUCACCCCGCUUUCGGGCCUGCGGAUAUGCACAAAGUUCCACAUGCUGCCCCAUACCUGGUGGCCAU